Molecule: messenger RNA, 2136 nt
Organism: Adelges cooleyi (spruce gall adelgid)
Lineage: Eukaryota; Metazoa; Arthropoda; Insecta; Hemiptera; Adelgidae
Exons: 9
Coding region: 177-1658 (493 amino acids)
Biological process (GO): positive regulation of GTPase activity
Cellular component (GO): cytosol
Molecular function (GO): guanyl-nucleotide exchange factor activity
Source: RefSeq, a predicted model, not a curated record
AUUUUUUUUUUUAAUUUUUAAAAAUCAAAAUUGAAUUUUUAAUAAUAAAAUAGAUUAUGUUGCUAGUAAUAAUUAAUUAUUUAAAUAAAUAGAACUUUUAAAUUUAGAAUACGACAGAAAAUGUUUUGAAAAUUAAUUUGUUUCUUAUGACAUUCACUUAGUUUUUUCAUUACGAAAUGGAAAAUAUUCAUAUUCUGAAAUCGUAUUUUAAUAGAGAAAAAGGGAACAAAACAACAAAUAAUUCAAGUCAAUAUGAAAUUUGUAAUUAUUUAUCUUCUCUUUCUAAACUUGAUCCAAAAAGUUUGUCACAAAAUGAUUAUAAUGAUUUAAUAAAAUAUUUGCCUUUUUCGCCAAAUGAAAAUAGUAAUGAUAUUGUAGCUGCUGCAUUUAAUGUUGUCGCAUCAUUAUGCUCGGAUGAAUCGGCAAGACAUAAUUUUGGAGAAAAAAUGAUCAAAAUAACUAUUGAUGCAUUUCAGACAUUUGCUUUACAAAAUGAUAUUGAAACUACAGAAGAAUGUUUAAUACAAACUGGUCGUGUAAUAGGGAACUUGUGUUAUUAUAAUGAAGCAAAUACUAAACGAGCAUUGGAAGAUGGAUGUCUAUCAAUUACAACAAAGCUAAUUAGCUUGAAUCAUAAACAAAGUACCCAGUUUAUUAUCAUUGGAUUAUUAAUGAACUUAACUCAUUUGCAUGAAUAUGAAUAUGAAUUUCCAGAUAAUAUGACAGAAGAAUUAAACUCUUUUGGGGUUUCUAACAUGAAUUAUAAGUUCAAUUGUCAAUUGUACUUUAACUUAGUAUCAGUAUUAAUCAAUGUUGUCCAAAAAUCUGCAAAAAAAAAUGAUAUAUCGAAGUAUGAAAAAUGUUCUAUUAUUGAUUGGUUGCUAGAAAACCAUAGCUCUCACAGUGAUAUUGCUUAUAUUUGUAUUAAGUUUAUCAAAACAGUUUCAAAAACAAGUAAUAAUUAUUGUUGGAUAUUAAAUGGAAAACAUAAAAUAAUGGCUGAAGUAUUGAAUGUUUAUGAAGAAAAACUUGAAGAAGACACAAACCAAAUUAUAAAAAAAAUAUGUAACACAAUAGUGUUACUAUCAAAUGAUGAUAGUGCUCAGGAAAUUGAUAAAAGAGAUGCCGUUUUGUAUCUAGUGGAAUGGUUAAUCAUUAAAAUGAAAUCAAAAAAUGUAUACAUACAAGUAUCAGCUAUAAGAUCAUUGGGAAAUUUUGCUCGAUUUAAUUACGAAUGUGGUAAUGAUGUUUAUAAAUACCCGGCAAAUUUAAUAGAAAGUAAUAUGGGAUGGUUCCUUGAUAUUUUAAUAAAUUCCGGGAAGGAAAAAAGUACAGUUUUGGCAGUAUCAAUACUAUGCUUGUUCAAGAAUAUUUUAUAUGUUUCAUCAUUUGGAUCUUUGCACAAAAAUGAACAAAAAAAACUAGUUAAUUAUACUAUUGAAAUUUUGAAUGAAACAUCAACAUCCAUUCCAAUUAUUUUGAAAAUAUUAGAUGUUAUUGAAUGCAUAAUACGGAAAAAUGGUCUAGAUCAAGAACAUCUCAAAUUGUAUCAGUCUCCAGACUUUAAUAAGCAAGUAAAAAGAUAUUGUGAUAGUCCUGUUAAAGAAAUACAAGAAAAUGCAAAAAAAUUAUUUCAAUUAAUUGAAAAUUCUUGUUAAUAUUAUAAGAAUUUUAUUAUAAAUUAUAUUUAAUUGAUAUAAAUGAAUGUAUGUUUGAACAAACUUUAUUAAAAAAGGUUGUGUCAAGUUACUUGAUUUGUAGUGCUCAUUAUGAAAUAUAAUAAAUGAAUUAUUAGCUUUAAGCAGUAUUGAUCUUACAAAAUACUUAAGAGAAACCUAAUUCAUCCAUUGACUGUUACUUAUUGUAAGCAAAGUUUAACUUAACAGAAGUCUAAUACCAUGAGGUGCCCUUAUAUAUGUGGCAUCUACCUCAUACAAACUACAGUUCCUUAUAAAUACUAAAUCAAUUAUUCAUUUAAUGAUCUAAUGAUGAUGAAAAUUAAAAUUAUUAGGCAUGAUUCAUUUGUAUAAAUAUCAACUACAACAAUACAAAAGGUUAAGGAUAUAACACUCUUAUUUUUCUUACACAUAUAUACAGUACAUAAAAAUUAUUUUCAGCAAAUUUUCAUAUAAUAUA